UUUCUGGACACUGCAGUGGAUUCGUUGGGGACUAAAUACAUUGAGAGAAUGCGAUGAGAUGCGGGUGACUACUACUUAUGCGGUGCGAGAAUGGUGUUGCACAAUUAAAAGAUGUGCUGCACAUGUCAAAUACGGAUGCUGGUCGAUGGAAGCUGAACCAGAUCUGUGUUUGCUACACUUGCUACUGUAACCGACCGCUUCAACAGCCGCUUCCGGUGACGGCCGACCAUCGGCCGGUGACAGAACAAAGGUGAUGGAUGGAAAGAAAUGAGUGGGGCUCUAGGCUUGUGGAUCUUUCGUUGGGUCUUGCAGCUCACCCACAAGUCGCCUCCCUAUGUCCUUGAUGUGCUCAUGAGGCCUUUACCUGAGCUCUAAGGACCGCGAUUGGCUGGAAACUACGGAAAUAUCAUUCGGGCAGGCGAUGGUAAAAGCGCGGGGGAUAGAAUAGU
Molecule: messenger RNA, 449 nt
Organism: Tilletiaria anomala UBC 951
Lineage: Eukaryota; Fungi; Basidiomycota; Exobasidiomycetes; Georgefischeriales; Tilletiariaceae
Exons: 2
Coding region: 78-254 (58 amino acids)
Source: RefSeq, a predicted model, not a curated record